Molecule: messenger RNA, 3024 nt
Organism: Aspergillus versicolor CBS 583.65
Lineage: Eukaryota; Fungi; Ascomycota; Eurotiomycetes; Eurotiales; Aspergillaceae
Exons: 5
Biological process (GO): nucleoside metabolic process
Molecular function (GO): protein binding; catalytic activity
Source: RefSeq, a predicted model, not a curated record
GACUUUUGGAUUUUACACCCCUCCGAUCACGGGAGUUGACCCCCCACCCUUUCUAUUGAGCUUGCGCAUCAGAGCGGCUCUAGAAAGGACAGGUAAUGCGCCCACGAACAGACGAUGGACGGAUUAACCCAUGAGCAGUAUGCAGUGGGGUGGCUGUGUGCUCUGAAAUGCGAGUUCAACGCAGCGAGGAUGUUACUAGACGAAAUACACAAGACGCUUGCGGGGGCUAGGGGGGACGAUAACAGUUACCUACUUGGUCGCAUGAAGGGCCACAAUAUUGUGAUCGCACGCGUGGGGAAGGAGACGAAUGCUGCAGCGCAUGCGGCAGCGAAUCUUCUUCGCAGUUUUCCCAACAUUCGGUUCGGGCUCAUGGUUGGCAUCGGCGGGGGGGGCUCCCUCAGCGCCAAACACCAGUGAUCCACGGAAGGACAUUCGGCUUGGGGACGUUGUUGUCAGUGAGGCGGAGAAAGGUCACGGUGGUGUCGUGCAAUACGACAGGGGGAGAAGAAAGCAUGAUGGCGCAUUGGUGAUUGAAUCCCACUUGAACAAGCCACCACCCAUUCUCUCUCAGGCAGUUGGACGAUUACAAUCCGACCACGACUUUGAAGAUGGCGAAAUGGGCGAAUACAUCAGUGAGGCAGCGACGCAAGCUACCCAGCGCCCUACCCUGAGUGACUAUCGGUUUCCGGGGAGAGAUCGAGAUUUGCUCUUCAACUCGGCUUAUCCGCAUGCUGGUGGAGAUGAUUGUUCGACAUGCGAUAUCGGGCAGUUGUGUACUCGACUAGACCGCCAGUCAAGGGAUCCUGUGGUCCAUUACGGACUAAUCGGCUCGAGCAAUACUGUCAUGAAGUCCGCGCAAUCCCGCGAUACAUUGCGAGCCGACUGGAACGUUAUCUGCUUCGAGACGGAGGCAGCAGGUCUGAUGGAUAACUUUCCCUGUGUUGUCGUCCGAGGUAUAAGCGACUACUCCGAUGACCACAAACACGAUGGCUGGCAGCCCUACGCUGCUGUGGUAGCGGCUGCGUAUGCAAAGGAUCUGCUCAGGGUUAUCACGCCCGAGCAAGUGGAUACAAUGGAUAUGCCGGUACGAGAGGUAACAAGGCGAUUGGAUGGUCUGCAAGACCAGGUGCAGCAAGGAUUUUCGCAGACACACGGCCACGUGGAAACUCUGCUUGAUGAGCAGGAACAGAGGAAGAUGACAGAAGCCCUGGACUGGCUGUGUGCAACGGACUACGGGUCACAACAGACUGACAACCUCGAGAAGCGACACCCAGGCACCGGGCAGUGGCCUCUCGAGUCCGCCGAGCUCCGGCGGUUUCUUGACGAGGACAGGCAGACUUUGCUCUGUACGGGCAUGCCGGGGGCGGGCAAGACAAUACUUGCCUCCAUCGUUGUGGAUCAUCUCCUUACAAGAUGUGACCAUGAUCCUAGCAUUGCCGUUGCCUACGUCUAUUGCAGUUAUCAGCGAAGCAACGACCAGAGUGCCCACCACAUGCUUGCUAGCCUUCUUAAGCAGAUAAUUCGGAAGCGUUGUUCGCUACCAGACAACGUAAAGGCGCUCCAUCUGCGACAUAAAAGGCAGGGGACUCGGCCAUCGCUCCAUGAGAUUUCCACAGCCUUGCAGUCAGUGGCGGCCAGCUAUUCCAGGGUCUUUAUCAUCAUCGAUGCACUCGAUGAAUGUCAGAAACCCGAUGGCUCCCUUUCAACCUUCCUGUCAGAGAUGGUGUCAUUGCAAAAGAGAGCCAAGGCCAGUGUUCUUGCUACCUCUCGAUUUAUCCCGCGAAACACAGACGCAUUUGACGGAUGUCCGGUCCUCCAAGUCCGUGCCGAUGAAUCAGACCUAUGCAAGUACGUAGAUGGCCAAAUGUUUCGACUCCCCGAAUUUGUCGCUAGUUGCCCGGAGCUCCAAGAUGAGAUCAAAGCUGCGGUUACCAAGGCGGCCAACGGCAUGUUUCUCCUGGCGCAAUUCCACGUCGACUCACUGGUUGGAGAGAAAUCAGACAGAUCAAUCCGCGCUGCCUUGGACAGCCUACCAACAGGAUCCGGGGCAAUUAGCCAGACAUAUGAUUUGGCCAUGGAGCGUGUCGAAGCGCAAAUAGGCAAAAGCCCCUUGCUCGCGAAAGAGGUCCUCGCCUGGCUGACGUGCGCACGACGGACGCUCACAACCAAGGAGCUCCGACAUGCACUUGCCACCGAAGUGGGUGAGAGCAAGCUACACGAGGACAAUCUGCCGCAGUUGAAUGAUUUGGUCUCGGUAUGUCGCGGACUGGUUACGGUUGACCACGAAAGCCAGGUCAUCCGCCUAGCUCACUACACGACGCAGGAAUACUUUGAGCGGACGCAGAAAAGAUGGUUUCCUGACGCCCACGACGCGAUUACAGAUGUUUGUGCCACAUAUCUAUCGUUCGAUAUAUUUGCCAGUGGCCGCUGCGCGUAUUCGUCGGCGGUCGAACGACGACUGGAGGACAGCCCGCUAUAUCUGUACGCUGCAUACAACUGGGGAUACCAUGCCUCCUUAUCCUCCGCUUGCCCCAACAGCGUGAUCGAGUUUCUGAAGAAGCCUGCCCAAACGGACGCGGCGAGCCAGAUAUUAUUCGCCACCUUUAUGACCCUGCCCCACAUGCUAUAUGCGCCGUACUUGAGAGGUCGUCACUUGCUGGACUUUAACAUGGCCUCGAUAGAUUAUCAUGGCGACGAGCCGAUGGAAGCCACGGGCCUUCAUUUGGCAGCAUAUCUUGGGGUUACAGGCGCUGUCCAGAUCUUCCGGGACAGAAUCAAUAUCAAUGCUCAGGAUGUCAGGGGGCGAACGCCGUUGUCGUAUGCCGCAGAGAGCGGCAGGGUCGGGGCUGUUGAGCUGCUGCUAGAGAGGAACGCAGACCUGCAUCUACCAGAUUCCGAGGGAAUAACACCGCUGAUAUAUUCCGCGCGAGGUGGGUUUCAGAAAACAUUACAGUUACUAGUCAAUCGCGGUGCGAACGUCAACAGCACAGAUGAACUUGGGAGAACACCAUUAAUCUUAGCCGC